Molecule: messenger RNA, 497 nt
Organism: Opisthorchis viverrini
Lineage: Eukaryota; Metazoa; Platyhelminthes; Trematoda; Opisthorchiida; Opisthorchiidae
Exons: 2
Coding region: 5-367 (120 amino acids)
Source: RefSeq, a predicted model, not a curated record
GCACAUGAAGCUUCAAGUAAGCCUCAAUAUGAUGCCUGCUUGUUCCCUACUAAUUGCGUUCUUGUUCUGCAUCGACCACGUUGCACGUUUGGAAGCCAUCGGUGUCCACAAUUGGUCAACCAUAUUUAACAACAAUCCGUCAAAGAACUGGGUUUUCCUAGUCGCUGGUUCCAACACCUGGGUCAAUUAUCGACAUCAAGACAGCUUUUCCAAACCGGAGGCACAUUGGCUAUCCGAUGACCCGUCUUUCCCAGGCUUGUUCGUCAUGGAUGAGAUCAUUGGACCGUUCCUACAUCAUUUAGUUGAUAUGUGCCCUCUAAUUUUGACCACAUAUUUCUUAAUGCAAGCGAAAUACCGUGAACCCUAGUCUGCCAAUGUCGACAAUAUUUUCCUGAUUAUAUAGAGUGCGCAUUUUUGGUUCUUAGUAAGGAUGAAAUAGGUUUACACUGCAUCUCAGCCUUUCGACAUAGACUGCUUUCGCUUACAGAAAGAAAUUU